Molecule: messenger RNA, 718 nt
Organism: Agrilus planipennis (emerald ash borer)
Lineage: Eukaryota; Metazoa; Arthropoda; Insecta; Coleoptera; Buprestidae
Product: EKC/KEOPS complex subunit TPRKB-like
Exons: 1
Coding region: 131-649 (172 amino acids)
Biological process (GO): telomere maintenance via recombination; tRNA threonylcarbamoyladenosine modification
Cellular component (GO): cytosol; nucleus; EKC/KEOPS complex
Source: RefSeq, a predicted model, not a curated record
UUAGGUUAUGUUGACAUAUUAUUUGGAAGUUUUGCACAUUAUUUAAAAUAAAUUAUGAAACUUAAUAUAAGGUAAACACUUUGCGUAUAUCUGAAUCAUUUUAAUUGCUAAAUGUACAAUUAAAUACAGAAUGACUUAUAAACAAGUAUUAGAUCCAACUUCCCAUUCUGUAAUUUUUAUAAAAGGAUUCAAAAAUGUUAAAAAUAUAAGUGAACUAAAAGAAAAACUCUUCGAUGGUUCUUUACAAUGUUGUAUUUGUAAAUUAAGUUUGAUAUUAGAUCCAUUCCAAAUCGUUGUAGCUGCAAACAAGGCCAUUACAGCAGGAAAGUUAAUAACAAAGUCUAUUUACACCGAAAUAUUGUAUAAUUUGUCAAUUUCAAAAAAUAUUACUCAAAGCUUACAGAAGUUUGGAAUUGACGAGUCAGUAGAUAACAUAAUUGUGGCUGUAAUAGCUAAAGAAAACGACAGUGUAAAUGCCCAACAGAUUUUUAAAGAAAUCAUUGGAGAUGAAAUUAACCUAUCGUUAUUGAAGGAGAUGGCAAAUGUGACAGAUAUUAGGAAAGCAUACAAAAUAUCUGAUUCAGAAUUUCAAGAACUGCCUCUCUUGGAGUCUAUCAUAACUCGAAUUGCCAUUAAUGAUUUAAUAUAGAAGCUAAUUUUAUAAAUUAAAUUGUACUUUGUAAGACAAGAAUCAAUAAAAAUAAAUCAUUAUAAAGGU